UCGACUGUGAUUGCCAUUUUGAACCUCUGUUCGGAGUUAGACGAUCGGAGGGAGGUCGGAAGCUUUUGGAGUUAACCGGAGAAGAAAGCGAUCUUCUUCUUCUUCCUCAUUUGGACUCUUUUCUCUCUUUCGAACGUUAAUGGAUGCAAUCAGAAAACAGGCAACAAAGCUCAGGGAACAAGUCGCCCGGCAACAACAGGCUGUUCUUAGGCAGUUUGGGGGUGGUUAUGGUUCUGAUCAGGCUGUCAACGAUGGGGCAGAGCUUCAGCAGCAUCAGAAACUUGAGAAGCUAUACAUAUCUACACGUGCAGCCAAGCAUUUUCAAAGGGACAUCGUAAGAGGAGUUGAAGGCUACAUUGUUACUGGUUCGAAACAAGUUGAAAUAGGAACUAAAUUAUCAGAAGACAGCAGGAAAUAUGGAGCUGAAAAUACAUGCACCAGUGGCAGUACAUUGUCAAGAGCUGCUCUUAGCUUUUCUAGAGCCCGUGCCCAGAUGGAGAAGGAGAAAGGAAAUCUGUUAAAAGCCCUUGGUACACAGGUGGCUGAGCCAUUAAGAGCAAUGGUAGUGGGAGCUCCAUUGGAAGACGCUCGACAUUUGGCUCAACGCUAUGAUAGAAUGAGACAGGAGGCUGAAGCUCAGGCUAUUGAAGUUUCUAGGCGUCAAACUAGAAUGCGGGAGGCAAUGGAGAAUCCUGAACUAGCUUUAAAACUUGAAGCAGCAGAAACAAAAUUACAUGACCUAAAGUCAAACACAGCAACACUGGGAAAGGAAGCUUCUGUAGCUAUGAUUGCUGUUGAGGCUCAACAACAGAGGUUGACAGUUCAACGUUUGAUUUCCAUGGUUGAAGCUGAACGUGCAUAUCAUCAAAGAGUCCUUCAGAUACUUGAUCAGCUCGAAGGCGAGAUGAUGUCAGAAAGACAGCGCAUUGAAGCGGCUCCAACUACUGGUAGCAAUAGCAUGCCGCCUCCACCAUCUUACGAAGAAUCAAAUGGUGUAUAUGUCUCUCCAACGCAUAAUGAUGCAACUGACCGUUUGAAUUACUUCUUGGGUGAAGUUUUGUACUCCUAUCAAGCUGAAACAGACACUGAACUUAAUUUGGCUAUUGGUGAUUAUAUCGUCGUCCGAAAGAUAAUGGGAAAUGGGUGGGCAGAAGGUGAGUGCAAAGGAAAAGCUGGUUGGUUUCCAUAUGAAUACAUUGAAAGACAAGAGCAAGUUCUUGCAAGUAAGGUAGCUGCUCAAUUGGUGUUCUAAACUUCUAAUCCAUCAUUCAUUAAUCUAAUCUAAACUCAAUCAAUCACAUGUUGUACAUCAACCAACCAAGAAGAUGUGUUUUGGCUUCCAAAUUAUUAUUACUAUCCUAUUUCAAAACUAGUAUUUUGU
Impatiens glandulifera is the source of this 1381-nucleotide messenger RNA. Its product is annotated as SH3 domain-containing protein 2-like. Gene Ontology annotation, molecular function: protein binding. Bases 140 to 1252 code for a protein of 370 amino acids. The record is from RefSeq and is a predicted model, not a curated record. Lineage: Eukaryota; Viridiplantae; Streptophyta; Magnoliopsida; Ericales; Balsaminaceae. The transcript is spliced from 10 exons.